ACUAGCGAGACGAGAACCCCGCAGCUUGAUUCGCCCCCCCCUUUCGUAUAAGUCACGCCCAUUCGCGCGCAUCCGAGACACCCUCACCUACUCACUCACCUACUCACCUACUCGCCUGCGUUGUCUACAUACAUCCGCACCUCCAUCCGCGCCAGCAUCGCACAAACCAUCCUUUGUUAUCGCGCAGUCGGACGUCGUCGAAUCCUCCGCAUGGCCGACUUCACGGCGCCCGCCGGCCCGCCUCCGCCCAAGGUCCCGGAGGGCUGGGUCGCCCGCUGGAACGACCAGUACCACGAAUGGUUCUACGUAAACACCUACACCAAGCAGUCGCAAUGGGAGAAGCCGACCGAGCCCGCCGUCGACCCUAACGCCCCUCCCGGGCCCCCUCCGGGCUACACCCCGGGGUCCGGUCCCGCGCCCGCCGACGCCAAGACGAACCCUUUCGUCAACGAGGCCACGCGGCCCGGCGGCCCGGGCACGCCGUCCUCGGCGUCGUCGCAGCCCGCGCACGAGGACGCCGACGCCCGCCUCGCGCGCCAGCUGCAGGAGGAGGAGAACGCCCGCGCCGCCGCCGCGCGCGCCGCCCCGCCGGUCCCGCCCCAGGGCUACGCCCCCUACCCGGACCAGCUGCCCCCGCGCUCGUCCGGCAGCAACCCGGCCGACAAGGCCAAGGGCCUGCUGGGCAAGUUCUUCGGCGGCAAGAGCAAGCCUUCCGGCGCCGGCGGCCACGCGCACUACGGCGCCCCGCAGCCGCACUACGGCGCGCCCCAGGGCUACGGCGGCUACGGCGCGCCGCCGCCCGCACCCGGACCGUACGGAGGCUACGGCGCGCCGCCUCCCGGCGCCUACGGAGGCUACGGCGCGCCGCCCCCCGGCGCCUACGGCGGCUACCCCCCGCAGGGCGGCUACCCUGCCCACCAGGCCUACCCCGCCGCCGGCGGGUAUAAGAAGCCGGGCGGCGGCGGCGGCAUGGGCGCGGCCGGCGGCGCGGCCCUGGGUCUGGGCGCCGGCCUGAUCGGCGGCGCGCUGAUCGCCGACGCUAUCAACGACGGCCAGCAGGACGCCUACAUGGACGGCUACGCUGACGGGCAGGACGGCGACUUCGGCGGCGACUUCGGCGGCGACUUCUAGGCCCCCCCCCCGCCUGCGUCGAGGCUGUGCCGGGCUAAGCUGGGUAGUCAGCCGGGUCAUGGGAGAGAGGGACAGGGCCGCAGGGGGUGCGCCUGGCGGGCUUUUUUGCUGGGGAAUCGCACACGCUCGUGCGAUGGCAGGAGACGAUCGGUCGGCGACAGCAAGGGCGGAGGUCGGAAGGGGGUUGCGUGCGUGCGUGCGGUGCUUUUUUUCCCCGGAGUUGUACGCGCGCGAGGCCCGGUCCUAGGGUACAUCGCGCUCGCUGUUCGGCGUUGCUUGCGUCUGCCGCGAACGAAGACAUCACGAGAAGGGCGAGAAAUGGGGGACAGGGAGAAGGGAGGAGAGCCGCGGAGGUUCGGCGCGGAAGAAGUGCUGUGCUCGUUGCGAGACGGCGAGUCGGUAGUUACAUCAUACAUUCCGUAGCAUCCCCUCCGCGCCUCCUCCCGUAGCAUAGCCUCGUUUUUGGCUUGUUAUUUUUAUUUUAUUUUAUUCUUUUCAAUCCUAACUUGCUGCUCCUCCACCGCUCUCUUCGUCCGUGCGUGCUUCUCGCUGCUAGGGCCGACACACGUGUCUGGCUAUCCACCCCGGCCGGGCUAAACCCUCGCCCCUCCUACGCAUGCGGCGGCCCGCCGUGCGCGCGGGCGGAAAGCCCUCGAGCCAGGGCUGCCGCGCUUCGCGACUAGUUUUUACCUUCCCAACCUUCCUUGGGC
Molecule: messenger RNA, 1841 nt
Organism: Durotheca rogersii
Lineage: Eukaryota; Fungi; Ascomycota; Sordariomycetes; Xylariales; Xylariaceae
Exons: 2
Coding region: 211-1131 (306 amino acids)
Molecular function (GO): protein binding
Source: RefSeq, a predicted model, not a curated record